AUGUCUCCUAAUUACCUGAGGCAAGCGCCUCCGUCCCCACCGGAAACCACCUCAGAAGCGACUGUCCAAGUAUUCGCAUUGCAGGCCGGUCACUUUUCUCUUCCUGAGCGUUUCUUUGUACACCCAGCUUCAGAGACUGCCCGCAGGACCGUACCCUCGCUGUCAUUUCUCAUCGUCCACCAAAAUCAAGAAACGGACCAGACCACUCGGAUUGUUUUCGACCUUGGUUUACGGAGGGAUGCUAAUCGCUAUCCGUUGCCAAUUCAGAAGCAUAUCGAGACCAGGCAGCCUUUGACAACUCUGCCAGAUGUGACCGCGAGCCUGGCCGCCGGAGGUCUGUCCCCGAAUGAUAUUGACUAUGUGAUAUACUCUCAUGUUCACUGGGAUCAUGUUGGAGAGCCUCGAGAUUUUCCAUCCAGUACAUUUGUUGUUGGAAACGGAGCAGUAGACCUAUUGCAUGGAAAUGGAUCCUCGCUACGAGGGAGCCAUUCCUUCUUUGAAGCCGACCUUUUACCAGCCGACAGAACUAUCCAGCUCUCGAAUCCUUACGAAGAGACUGACGAAGGAGCCGGCAGGCAGAAUACCACACCCGGUGGUCCCGACUUCUUCCAAGAUUGGACCCCAUAUAAAAACCUCCCUCGAGUGCUCGAUAUCUUCCAUGAUGGCAGCCUAUACAUCGUGGAUGCUCCUGGUCAUCUGCCUGGGCAUAUCAACAUCUUGGCUCGCACUGGUCCUCUAAGCAGUGUCUAUCUGGCGGGAGACGCUUGCCAUGACCGGAGAAUUAUGCGGAAUGAGCGACAGAUCGGGGAAUGGCUCGAUCAGGAAGGGCAUAUUUGUUGCAUUCAUGCAGACAAGCACCUGGCACAACAGACCAUCGGAAGAAUUAGGGAGUUGGAAGCAAUGGGCACGGAAGUGAUUUUUGCUCAUGACCAUGAGUGGGAGAGUGACUCCAACAACAGAGCUCGCUUCUUGGGGCAAUCAAAGCUUUGA
Exophiala aquamarina CBS 119918 is the source of this 990-nucleotide messenger RNA. RefSeq lists its product as uncharacterized. Lineage: Eukaryota; Fungi; Ascomycota; Eurotiomycetes; Chaetothyriales; Herpotrichiellaceae. The record is from RefSeq and is a predicted model, not a curated record. The transcript has 2 exons. Bases 1 to 990 code for a protein of 329 amino acids.